UUCUCGGAUUUCCAUGUGUUUUGCCGGGAAUGAUGUCCGCCGUGUCCGGCUACACUUCGGGCCGGUCCAGGAGGAGCCUGGCAGAGCUGCUCGCUAACAGGCCGAAGAAUUCUGGCAGGAAAGCUGAAUCCAGCAAUAAAAGCCUGCAGGAGGCCGCCCUGCGUCUGCUGAGCUGUCGCCAGGACGUCAGUCAGUUUCUGUUAGAGGUAGAAGCUCCUCCAUGUAAGAAAGUGUGCAGCAAUGACUGCUCAGCCUCCGGUCACGUUCAGAAGUCCACCACAUUUACUGACACGUUUAUUGCAUCUGCGUUGCGAGAUCAGGCCUUACAUUUGAACGUAGCACCAAAUCUACUGGGAGCUAAAGCAGCCGCGUUGAACAUCCAGAAGAUUUGUGAUGAUGUCAUAGAUGGGGAUAAAGGAGCUGCGCUGAGUCAGGAGCAGAGGGACAGACUGACGGCUUUUCUUCAGACAUUGAAGGGACUGGUGGCCGAAAACUGUUUUAGUCGCUCAGUGUUUUUGCAGCACAUCCUGGAACAGGAGAUCCCUCAUAUACUAGAAGUUGUAUGGCACUUACAGACUGCGGACAUUGUCGGACUAGAGGAUGUAUUGGAGAGCUGCAAGGACCCCGACUCUGCGGUGGACUGGUUCUGCAGGGAGCUGCAGUCACUCUUCCUACGUAUGGAAGCUUCACCUGAUGUAGAGGUUUGGGAGCAGAUGAUAUCCAGUUUCGUAACUGUGCUAAUUGGAAAAGCUUUCUGUAAGUCGUCUGCGACCGGGAAAAAGUCUGAACGUUCCCAACUUAGCAAGAUUUCCCUCCUCAUAUUGGAUGAAAUGCAUUCAUGGUUUCUCAAUGUCAUCCCUGAAGCCCCAAAUGAUGAGUGUUACAGGCCAGGAGAGGAGCAGUACUGGUUAAUUGCCUACGAUGCUUCUAGAUACAGAGCUCGUGUCAUUCCAGAAUUACUAGAAGAUUUCUUUACCCAUACAUUGAGCCAGACCCUCAUCUUCAAGCCAAAGCUGAAAGUGUCUGAUGCCAUACGGCUGCAGGGAAGCUGGAGCUUUGUGAAAACGUGCCCGCUGCUAACGGACCUGUAUCGGAAGUUGUUUGUUUUGCUCAGCGCUGAAAAACUGACUUCCCGCAUCCAGAGGGUCUUGGAUACGCAGGAGGUUAACUGGCGGCAUGUUUUAGCCUGCGUUUCAUGCCUGGUUGUUUGCCAGCCCGACGCCCAGCUACUUGUGACAGGUCUUUUGGGCCGUCUCCUUGCACAAGCCUUUGAGACCUACGAGCUGGAGUAUUUAAUCACUGCUUUCCUCAUUGCCCGACAAGCGGCCUUGGAAGGACCUGCUGCCUUUACGUCCUACACAGAAUGGUUCAAGUGUACGUUCGGUGCUGCCAGCUCAUACCAGAACGCCACCAAGAAGUCUCUGCUUUUCCUUUUGAAAUUCCUCUCUGAUUUGGUCCCAUAUGAAACACCGCAAUACCUAAAGGUUCACAUCCUCCAUCCGCCAUUUGUGGCAGCAAAAUUCCGCCCGCUGUUGAUGGAGUACAUCAGUUUGGCUAAAACCCGGUUGUCAGACAUGAAGGUUUCCAUUGAAGACAUGGGCUUGUAUGAAAACCUUUCAGUGGGUUCCGGCAAAGAUCAGAAACAACCACAAGCCCAACAAGACGUGGAGAAGGCUGUGCAGAUCUUCGAGAAUACCGGCAAGAUCCCGUCCAGCGUCAUGGAGGCCAGCAUCUUUCGGAGGCCGUAUUUUACAUCUCGCUUCUUGCCUGCCCUGCUGACCCCCAGACUGCUCCCAGACGUUCCGGACUCCCUCAUGUCACUCAUCGAGGCGCUGAGAAGAGCUGAUAAAAUCCCACCGGCCAUGAUGACCUCUUAUCUCGAUGCCUGUGAGCUGGAGAAGCACCGGAGGCUGGAAGGAAAUGAGAAGAUGGAUGUGUCUCUGAACGAGGAGCCCGUGGCCAGGUUACAGGCAGCCCUGUGGCAGCUGAGACCCUUCGUCACAGAUCCAAAGCGAUACGAUGAGAUCUCCUCUCACAUGGCCGUGAUUUCUGACAGACUGGCGUCCGUAAUGGAGAGCCCCAGCGUGGACGCUGUUCCCACCAUGUCGCAGUCUGUGGAGGAGCUGGAGCCGCAGGAGCUGGCGGUUGCCGAUUUGCUUCUCACAUCCUUUUGCCAGUGUGUCAUGGCCGCCUCCAGCACCAAUCCCCCCGACAGACAAGGACCCUGGCCCUCCUUGUAUGUGAAGAUGCUGUGUGGUCAUCCCCGGGCCCUCCAUGCCAUGCUGAGCAGGACGCUGCAGCUCUUAUGCCAGCAGGCAGAACUCCUGAAAGAUCCGCAUGUGGUUGGACUUGCUGUUUUCUCUGUUCACCUCCACGAGUGUCGGGCGUCACUUACAACCCCAAACCUAGAAGAGAAUGCAUUAGAAAAGUUCUGGGAGCUGGUACUGAACCCCCGAUGCCUUAAUUCCGUCUCUCUAAUUCUCAGGUUUUGCACAGCAGCAGUUUCCUAUGCCUGCUGCAGGUUCCCCCUGCUCUCCCCUGGGGCUUCACUGGACUGCAUCCCCCCCUUAUUCAUGCGUAAGCUACAACAUCUCUUGCCCAGGCUGGUCCUGGAAGCCAGAGAGGAAGGGUUGAUGGAGGAGGAAAAGGAUACCCCUGCACUUUGCCGCUCAUUGCUCUUUCCUUCAUCAGGCUGGAAGGAAGUGGCGGUCGCCCUCUGGCGCCAGAGUCACUUACAGCGGCUGCUAGCAGAGGACACCUUCCAGUUAUCUUUCAGAGAUUGGCUGCUGUGGGAGAUGAACCUGGGUUUGGAUAACGAUCCUUUAUGCGACACCGAGAGGCAAGAAUACCAACGCUGGGCUUUGAAUUCCUGCUUUAUCUCUGAAUCUUCUGUAAAGGGCGGCUGUGGAAACGACCUGGAGGUUGCAUGUUCCAUAGUGGUUGAUGCUGUGCUAGAAUUUUGCUGCAGAUCUGAAUCUAGCGCAGGCAGUCGUCCGACUCGCACAGGGAUUGCUGACAUCCUAUGUCGUUUACAGGAAUUAGUCUGUGAUUUGCUCACUGAGUCAUGUAAUCGUAGACGGAUGGCUUUCAUUUUCAAAGUCUUCCAUCGAAGAUUAGAAGAAUCCUCGGACAGCAGAACGAGCGCCCGGCUCACAAGACAAAGAGAACUUGCCAUGUGUUCCAGGAUUCUGCUGGGACUCCCAUCUACGUUCCUGAUCAGCGCAUCCUCCAAGAUGGGCAACACCAGUCUAGACUGUGAGGACUUCUUCAAAUUUGUCAACCAGGAAUUGAAAAACCUUGGUCAGUGCGGGUGCGCUCUACCGUAUGACAUCACGGCUCACUUUUUUCGGGGUCUCCUGGGGGCCAGUACACAGUGUGGGGAUCCGAGAGGGGCUGUGAACGCCAUACUCUGCGCAGCUCAUUCCCAAUGUCCCAUCAUCCUGACCUCUGCUGCGCUUUGGUGGCCAAAGCUGGGUCCGGCCAUCGAUGGUCAGUGGAGCUGUCUACUCGGAGGGAACCUGCCCAAAGAGAUUGAGACCCUGAGGGAAAUUCAGAGCGACGUGGACAGAGGCCUCACACGUGACACUUCUCUGCCCCUGACUCACACCACGUGGCUCUCGGCUGCCGUCCUGCAUUUCACCAUCAGGAAAAAAAUGGGACAUGAGGGCGUUUUACAAGUACUGGGCAGGAAUGCUGUGCAGAUGUUGGAUUUUUUGCUGUUUUUCUCCGUUAUGGAUCUCAUCUCUGCGAUACUGAAGGGAGGAGAAAGACCCAAAAAAGUGCUUGACCGUUGUCUGUAUAUUAUCGAUUGUCUGGAAGAAAGAGGCGGCAGCUGGGUGACGGCCUUCCAGCCCACAAAGGAAAAGCAUAUGACGGUUCUUCAUCAGGCGGCCUCUGCCGAGUUCUGUAACCUGCUCCCGCUGGCUUUCUUCAGUUUGGCUGCUCGUCUUCCACUGGCGAGGGCAGAGGUGCAGCAGGACUUUGUGUGUUUUGCCCUCGGAGAUGUAUGACGGAUUUGGCAAGCUCUUUCUUGAUGGAAAUCCUCUCCUGGAUCAGAUGGACACCAAUGAGGUUUUCAGCAAUGGCCACCAGUUCCUGCUAAACUGUAUACGGAAGUGCCCACCGCCCAGUGGAGUAUUCAGAUUCCGCCUUCCUCAG
Molecule: messenger RNA, 4158 nt
Organism: Bufo gargarizans (Asiatic toad)
Lineage: Eukaryota; Metazoa; Chordata; Amphibia; Anura; Bufonidae
Gene: FANCA
Product: FA complementation group A
Exons: 42
Coding region: 30-4010 (1326 amino acids)
Biological process (GO): interstrand cross-link repair
Cellular component (GO): Fanconi anaemia nuclear complex
Source: RefSeq, a predicted model, not a curated record